GAAUUCACCUGUGGCUAUAAAAACACGACACAAUGAAUACCGUCGUCACUUGUUGAGUGUUUGUCAUACGUUCGGGAUGGGUAAGUUAGGCAUUCUACUAGGCGUUGUGUUUUGCGGCCUGAUUGGUGUUUGUGCUGGAGGUCAACCAGCUCGAAUUGUUUGCUACUUCAGUAACUGGGCGGUAUACCGUCCCGGAAUUGGUCGAUAUGGAAUAGAAGAUGUGCCCGCUGAACUGUGCACCCAUUUAAUUUAUUCAUUCAUUGGUGUUGAUGAUAAAACCUGGGAAAUUCUUGUCAUUGAUCCUGAGCUUGACAUCGACAACAAUGGGUUCCGAAAUUUCACCGACUUGAAAAAGACCCAUCCACAAUUGAAAUUGCAAGUAGCGGUUGGAGGAUGGGCCGAGGGUGGUUCGAAAUAUUCAAAUAUGGUUGCAGUUAAGUCCCGCCGGCAAACGUUCAUUAGAAGUGUUGUUGAUUUUAUGGAAAGAUAUAAUUUCGAUGGAUUCGAUCUUGAUUGGGAAUAUCCAGGCGCAGCAGAUAGGGGAGGCAAAUUUAGUGACAAGGAUGUGUUCCUGUACUUCGUUGAAGAACUGCGCAGAGCAUUCGAUCGUAAAGGCAAAAACUGGGAAAUUACUAUGGCAGUACCUGUUGCCAAAUUCCGUUUACAAGAAGGAUACCAUGUACCAGAGUUAUGCAAUUUACUUGACGCAAUUCAUGCUAUGACAUACGAUUUGAGAGGAAAUUGGGCAGGAUUUGCUGAUGUUCAUAGUCCGCUUUAUAAGCGACCACAUGACCAAUGGGCUUACGAAAAACUGAAUGUCGCGGAUGGUCUUGAAUUGUGGGAAGAUAUGGGAUGUCCAGCUAAUAAACUUGUCGUUGGGAUACCAUUCUACGGACGAACUUUCACGCUAAGUAACAGUAAUACCAACUACAAUCUGGGUACAUAUAUCAAUAAAGAAGCUGACGGAGGAGCGCCAGGGCCUUAUACAAACGCUUCCGGCUUCAUGUCGUAUUAUGAAAUCUGUGACGAAAUUCAACAGAACAAUGGUUGGACUGUUAAAUGGGACGAUCACGGUUAUUGCCCGUAUAUGUACAAGGGUAACCAAUGGAUCGGCUACGAGGAUCCGAAAUCGGUUCAAAUCAAAAUGGACUUCAUCAAGCAUAAAGGAUAUGCUGGGGCAAUGACUUGGGCUGUUGAUAUGGAUGACUUCAGAGGUAUUUGCGGACCGGAAAAUGCUCUGAUGAAAAUUCUUUAUUACAACAUGGUAGAUUAUAUUGUCCCUGAGCCAACUCGAACUGCAACUCCUCGGCCGGAAUGGGCUAAACCUCCAGCAACAUCACCGGAUCCAUCAGAAAAUGAAGUAUUGCCGCCCACAACGAAGAGACCGACACCUGCCACUACGAAAAGGCCAGCGCCGACUACCACAAGCAGGCCUGCGCCAACUACCACAAAGAAACCAAUUACAACCACGUCGCGUCCACCUCCACCUACAACAGCAAGGCCAACUCAGAAACCAGCUGACGAAUUUCCUCUGGGAGAGUACGGUCCAAAUGAACAACCACCACCUCAAGAUAGCGAGAGCGUAGAUUGCACCGGACGCGAUUAUAUUCCCCAUCCAGAUUGCAUACGGUAUUAUCGCUGUGUCCAUGGAAAACCAGUAGAAUUCACAUGCAGAGACGGAACUGUGUUCCACACAACAACAAAUGUUUGUGACUGGGUACAAAACUCAGAUCGUCCUUACUGUAAGGAGAGGGCCAAUCUUUGAGAAUAAUUUUGUACUUCUUCAUGUGGACUUUCGUGCUUAUAAUUAAUAUGAAAAUUAAAUAAAGAACAUUUGUAUUUCUAUAUA
Hermetia illucens (black soldier fly) is the source of this 1849-nucleotide messenger RNA. Its product is annotated as endochitinase. The record is from RefSeq and is a predicted model, not a curated record. Gene Ontology annotation, biological process: carbohydrate metabolic process; chitin catabolic process. Gene Ontology annotation, molecular function: chitin binding; chitinase activity. The transcript has 9 exons. Gene Ontology annotation, cellular component: extracellular region. Lineage: Eukaryota; Metazoa; Arthropoda; Insecta; Diptera; Stratiomyidae. Bases 77 to 1765 code for a protein of 562 amino acids.